Messenger RNA from Thamnophis sirtalis, 2320 nucleotides. NCBI's taxonomy places the organism in Eukaryota, Metazoa, Chordata, Lepidosauria, Squamata, Natricidae. The record is from RefSeq and is a predicted model, not a curated record.
CCGGGCCGGAGGAUGAGCGGGGCGCCGGCCGAGGUGGAGGAGCCGGUGGCGCGGCGCUACGAGAUCAAGCGGCGGCUGGGCAAAGGGGCCUACGGGAUCGUCUGGAAGGCGACAGAGCGCCGGACUGGGGCCAGCGUGGCGGUCAAGAAGAUCUUCGACGCCUUCCGCAACCGAACCGACGCCCAGAGGACCUUCCGGGAGAUCCUGUUCCUCCAGGAAUUUGGAGGGCAUCCGAACAUCAUUCAGCUCCUGAAUGUCAUCCGGGCUCAAAAUGACAAGGACAUUUAUCUGGUUUUCGAAUCCAUGGAAACAGACUUGCAUGCAGUGAUCAAGAAGGGAAAUUUACUGAAAGACAUUCAUAAGUGCUACAUUCUGUACCAGCUCUUGAAAGCCACCAAAUUUAUCCACUCGGGAAAUGUUAUUCACAGGGACCAGAAGCCUUCCAACAUCUUGCUGGACAGGGAGUGCUUUGUGAAGCUGUGUGAUUUUGGACUGGCUCGUUCCCUGGGCCAAAUUGAAAGAGAUGAAGGCAACCCUGCACUUACUGAGUAUGUUGCUACUCGCUGGUACCGAGCCCCUGAGAUCCUGCUUGCAUCAAAAUGUUACACCAAGGGGGUGGACAUGUGGAGCAUCGGCUGUAUCUUGGGGGAGAUGCUCUUGGGGAAACCUCUGUUCCCAGGAACAUCCACCGUCAACCAAAUAGAGCAGAUCCUGCGUGUUAUUCCUCCCCCCAGCGCAGAAGAUGUGGAGGCCUUCCAUUCUGACUACCAAGCCUCAGUUAUCAACCGUGUGAGCUGCCAGCCCCAGCUGUCUCUGGAGGAGCUCUUGCCUGCCUCCACCCCUGCCCAGGCCCUGGACCUUCUGAAACGGCUGUUGGUGUUUAACCCCGAGAAGCGGCUAACAGCAGAGGAGGCGCUGCAGCACCCCUACGUGCAAAGGUUCCACUGUGCUGCCAAAGAGCCUGCUCUCGACUACAGUGUGACCCUCCCUCUGGCUGAUGACGUGCAGCUCUCAGUGGCCGAGUAUCGCAAUCGGGUUUAUGAGUUGAUCUUGGAAUGGAAGGCCAGUAGCCAAGCUGAGAAGCAGCCCCUCCAGGGAGAUGCUCUUCCAUCUGGUUCCACAGAUGCCACCGGUUCCCCUCUCAGGGCCCACUGUCCGAUGAAGGGUGGGACCCAGCUUCUUCCAUCCCAUGGGUCCCCACCACCUUUUGUGGCAGCUUCCCAGCGGAGAGCAAAUGAGCCAAGAAAUCCUUGCCCAAAGCCAAAGUUCAGCUCCACCGUCUGCAGUCCCACUGUUAAUGCAGCUGCCCAAAAUUUCCUGCCUGCUGGCAACGUGGCAAUGGGUCAGCCUCCCUCCCACCUUCGGCAGUACCGGAGAGCAGCGGGCACCUCCGCUCUUUGGGACAUGAAGAAUUCUGCAUUUAUUCUGAAGCUUUCAACUUUCUCUAACCUAGCAAGAUGAAUCGUGACUCUUUCGCUCCUGUAAUAAUAAUUACUUCACCUGUUUCUUUGUCCUCUGAACCAGUGGUGGGUUGCCAAUUUUUUUACUACCGGUUCGGGCACACCUGCGCUUGCGUGCAAGGCUUCUGCGCAGAAGCGUCCAGGCAGGUGGGUGGAGCCUCCCGCCCCCACUACUACUGGUUCGCUCGAUCCGGAUCGAACUGGGAGCAACCUACCUCCUCUCUGAACAACAUGACAAGCAAUGGCUGUAAGUUCAACAGCAACAUGCUUCAGUAGCCACAGCUGAGCAAGAUUUCUUUCAGGCUCACUUGUGGGAUUUGCUCAUAAAUCAAAGGUUUAGGAAAGCCCCUUUCUGAGAAAAAAGGUUACUCCGAAACAAGGUAAUCCUUUAAUAAUAAUAAUAAUAAUACCUCAAACGUCAUCACAUAAAUCAAUGCUGAAAGUACUGUACCUCUCCACCAGUUGGUUUGAUCCCAAGAUAAGUAAAGGAAAUGUGAUAAGGAAUCAGCUCCUUUCAUUUUUCCAGACAUGUGCUGAAUAACAAGAUCAUAAUGUUGCACUCUCCAACUGAGAUGGCAAAAUGUGCCUUUAGCUGAAUGAAGCAUGAACAUGUUUGUGAUUUGUGAUCUUUGAACAACACAAAUGAAUUAGAAUGAAUUUAGAAUUUCCCAUAAUUUCAGGUUUUUCCAGAGAAGAAUGUGAAUGAUUGGCAUUCACAACAAGCAACAUUGAUCUACCUGAGUCUGUGGUACCCGGUCCCACAGGACUGGCAUCAGUCACCAAAAAGUUGGGACAUAAGUCAGGCAGGGUUCCUUAGUUAACACAGCCUUUGGUUGCUGAAAUGCAGAGUCAGUUCCUGC